CAGCGACACACGACCACCAGCCAAGACUAGUCUCCUCCUCCCCGUCCUUUUACCUGUUGCAAAGCUUCAUCCAUUCUCCCCCAACCACGCCCAAUUGGUCUUGUUUCCCGUCUUUCUUGGAAACUCUGUACUUUAUUUUCUUCUUAAUUACAUUCUGUUUCAAUUGCUUUUUUGCAUCACUCUCACAAACACAGCCAUCAUGUUCCGUCAAGCCAUCGCCUCCUCCUCCAGAGCACUGCGUUCUGCGCCGAGAAUCGCUCAGCCCUUGCGCCAACAGUUCCAGCCCGCUGCUGCCGUCUACUCUCCCAGUGCCUUCCAGCCUCUUGCUGCCAGAUGGUACAGCGAUGCUAAGGAGGGCGAGGCCGGCAAGGCCGCUGAUGCAAAGGACGAGGUUGCUGCUGCUGGCGACGAGGUUGCGCAGCUCAAGAAGGACCUCGAGGCCAAGGACGCCGAGGCCCGCGAGUGGAAGGACAAGUGCCUUCGCACGGUCGCCGACUUCCGCAACCUCCAAGACCGCACCCAGCGCGACGUCAAGACCGCCCGCGACUUUGCCAUUCAAAAGUUCGCCAAGGACCUUGUCGACAGCGUCGAUAACCUCGACCGAGCCCUGACCACUGUCCCUGCCGAGAAGCUCAACGUCGAGAAGAAUGAGAGCAACCAGGACCUGCUCAACCUCCACGAAGGCCUCAAGAUGACUGAGACCAUCCUCAUCCAGACUCUUGCCAAGCACGGCCUUGAGCGCGUCGACCCUACCGGCGAAAAGUUCAACCCCAACGAGCACGAGGCUACUUUCAUGACUCCCCAGCCCGACAAGGAGAACAACAUUGUCUUCUUCACCCAGCAAAAGGGCUUCAAGCUCAACGGCCGCGUCCUCCGCGCCGCCAAGGUCGGCGUCGUCAAGAACGCCUAAACGCCUGAAUGGCGCUCUGUUUAAUUUGACAAUCACUUAUCGGCACGGACUCUUUUCCGACGUGCCCAUGCGACCAUUCUGCUGGUUGCGUGUGUAAUACUAUGGGAUAUACCAGGAAAACGGCGUUGGUUUCAAAGAUGUAUAAUGCUCCUCUCAUGAUGGUGAAAAGAUUAUUUUUGUUUCAAUCUCCUCAUUUGCAUUUGCUACUGUAUACUUGGUAGAGGGGAGGGACGCAAAAGGCCAAAAAAAAGGGAUUCCUGUAUGUGGCGACAAGAAAGGGGUUCGCCAGCUCCAACACUUCGUUAAGGUGUGUAUGGCGACUGUUUGAUAUACUCGUACAUAGGGACUGUAUUAAAAGACUUGCGCAAACAUGGUGCUUACAAGCACCCAUUGCGUAUUACUUUCACCAUCUAGACUGUUCAAUCAAGAAAGUGUAUGAGUCGUGAAUUAAGAUAUGGACAGUAUGUAAUCCACAAGCGAGCACAAAAUACGCUCUACAUCGUAACGUUAUCUUAGCCACAGUGUUUUUCCCUGUGGCUCUCGUUUCCCAGUAAUUUUUCAACCCUGCUCCGAGGGGUUCAUCUCAGGCGUAGGGCAUCGUCAACCCUCGAAUCGACUCGCCCUGUCAGCGCCCUCUCUAUACAGCUCUUGGAUUGUCGAUUUUCUUUUCGUCGUAUCGUUCUUAACCAAGGACCAACUCGUAUAUAAUAAUCAGGGUGUUUGCAACUAUCAAAGGCACUGUUUUCGUUCUGUUAGCAACCUGUUUCUAGACCAGUGCCGAACGGUAUGGCGCGGUGGAAAGACAUACUUCUCAUUAAUGUCCGUACACUGGCAAUCAAAUGGACAAUCUUGGCUUGAACACUCUGGGAAUCUGCACCCGCUCCAAAGGCAGGGUCGUAUGAGGCUGGUGACAGGCUGAUGCGGGCCAGGAAGCGAUCUUCUGAGAGGAUUGCCACGGCGUUGAUGAGCAGGCAGGAAACAUAGAACAGAUUUCCUAGGUAUAGCAUGUUGAUUUGUUUUUAGUCGGGCUAGGCGCCUCGAACAGCCAGCUGCUUCUUUUCUCAGUAGGUUGGCGCUUGAUACAGCAGAACCAGAGUUCGCAAGGGGCUUGGAGAGGACGGCGCGUGCGCUCUUGCAACACAACGUUCGGUAUGUGCUAUGUUGA
Molecule: messenger RNA, 2075 nt
Organism: [Torrubiella] hemipterigena
Lineage: Eukaryota; Fungi; Ascomycota; Sordariomycetes; Hypocreales; Clavicipitaceae
Source: the annotation of a GenBank genome assembly